Molecule: messenger RNA, 987 nt
Organism: Diaporthe batatas
Lineage: Eukaryota; Fungi; Ascomycota; Sordariomycetes; Diaporthales; Diaporthaceae
Exons: 6
Coding region: 1-987 (328 amino acids)
Biological process (GO): carbohydrate metabolic process
Cellular component (GO): extracellular region
Molecular function (GO): hydrolase activity; cellulose binding
Source: RefSeq, a predicted model, not a curated record
AUGACGAACCUGCUAACCCUCGCCAGCCUCUGGGCCCUGGCCCUCGUCUCCCUCGCCCGAGGCGCGGAGCCCGUGCCCCGCUCAACCUUCACCGAGGUGACAGACUACGGCUCCAACCCCACGGGGACGCGAAUGUGGCUCUACGUGCCCAAGAGCCUCGCGCCCAGCCCGGCCGUCGUGGUCGGCGUCCACUGGUGCAGCGGGUCGGCGCAGGCGUUCUACCAGGGGAGCCAGUGGGCGCGGUACAGCGAGACCUACGGAUACGUGGUCAUCUACCCGCAGACGCCCUACACGCGGGACAACUGCUGGGAUGUGGCGAGCAAGAUGACGCUUACCCAUGGGGGAGGGGGCGCGAGCAAUUCCAUUGCGAAUAUGGUGGACUUUGUGGCGAGGCAGUAUGCGGCUGACCGGAAGAGAGUUUACGUUACUGGGGUCUCUUCUGGGGCCAUGAUGACGAACGUCUUAGCAGCGACAUACCCAGACGUCUUCGCAGCAGGCAUCGCCUACGCCGGCGUUCCGGCAGGCUGCUUCAUGAGCGCUGAUGAUAUCCCGGACUUUUGGAACUCGACCUGCUCCACGGGACAGUCUAUCGCGACGCAGCAGCAGUGGACCAACGUCGUCAAGGACAUGUACCCGGGUUAUACUGGAGCUCGGCCCAAGAUGCAGAUUUAUCACGGUAGUGUCGACGAGACGCUUAAUGUUCAGAACUACUAUGAGACGAUCAAGCAGUGGACGGGCGUGUUUGGGUACUCGGAGAAUGCUGUGUCGACCACGGCGAAUUAUCCGCGGAGCCCGUACACUAGGUAUGUGUUUGGUGAUAAGUUUCAGGCUUUCCUGGGCUCUGGCGUCUCUCACUCCAUUGACGUGUUCCCGGAGGAAGAUCUCAAGUGGUUCGGCUUCACCAGCGCGGUGAGCCCGACCUCGACUCCGUGCGCGAGUCCGUAUACCUGUGUUAAGGUGAACGACUGGUACUUCCAGUGCCAGUAG